Molecule: messenger RNA, 1233 nt
Organism: Delphinapterus leucas (beluga whale)
Lineage: Eukaryota; Metazoa; Chordata; Mammalia; Artiodactyla; Monodontidae
Gene: TCF24
Product: transcription factor 24
Biological process (GO): regulation of transcription by RNA polymerase II; developmental process
Molecular function (GO): RNA polymerase II transcription regulatory region sequence-specific DNA binding; protein dimerization activity; DNA-binding transcription factor activity, RNA polymerase II-specific
Source: RefSeq, a predicted model, not a curated record
UCCCGCCCCGGGGAGAACCUGGACGCGGAGGGGCGGGGCCAAGAAGACGCCCCGCCCCCUCUGGCCCGGCCCCUCCCCGCCGGACGGUUGCAUUAAUGACUCUCCCGAGGUGGACGGGCUGCUCGGAGAGGAGUGAGUCCCCAGCACGGCACCUCAGGUGCCUGCGGACGUCAGCUGGCCCUUCUGCGGUCAUCCCACGCCGACCUUGGCCAGCACGCACGCCUCGCCUCGCAGGAGCCCGCAUAAAAGGCGCGUCCGGCCCAGGCUGGAAGCGGCCGUAGCCUUCGGCUGGACGAGGAUGGAGUGACCGGCGCGGUCCUGGCCACGCAGACCCAGCUCGACGCUCCUCGCCAGCUCUCGCAGCGGAGCCGAACCUCGUACGGCCGCUCCAGGAAAGGGCGCGCGGCGCCGGAAGCCGCUAUGGACAGCGGCGGCCCCGCAGGCAGCCACCUGAUCGCCAGCAACGAGCCCGCGCCACCGGUAGCCGCCACCCGAGACUCGAGCCAGGGACGGACGGGACCGGGGCAGACGGGCCCAGGCGGCGGCGCGCGCUCGGGGGGCGGGAGGCCGGCGGCAGCAAACGCGGCGCGGGAGCGCAGCCGCGUGCAGACUCUGCGGCACGCCUUCCUGGAGCUGCAGCGCACGCUGCCGUCGGUGCCGCCGGACACCAAGCUGUCCAAGCUGGACGUGCUGCUACUGGCCACCACCUACAUCGCGCACCUCACUCGCAGCCUGCAGGACGACGCCGACGCACCGGCGGAUCCCGGACUGGGCGCCCUGCGCGGGGAUGGUUACCUACACCCUGUCAAGAAAUGGCCCAUGCGAUCAAGAUUGUACAUUGGUGCUACUGGUCAGUUUCUGAAGCAUUCUGUCUCUGGAGAAAAAAUAAAUCAUGACAAUAUUCCAACAGACUCACAGCCUUAGGCUCUCCCCUGAGGGGGGCUGGUAGAAAGUGAUGUCGUUGUUUUUAAAUGAUAUGAAAUAAUUCUAUAUUUAUUACAUCAGACCUAACAAACAUCAUUUCUGAAAGUUUACAUGGAAUCCAUAGUUGGAUGUUCAGAUUUAUCUAAUCUAAAUAAAUGUGGAAUGAAAUAAUCAGUCUGGUAAAUAAUGUAAUAAUAAUGUAAAACACACAGCUUAUCUAUUCAGUGUGAGAGAGUCACUACUAUAUAGUGCAGGAGAAACUAAUGGAAAAAAAGAAAGAGACAUAGGAAAGCAAAGAAUUGUGUAUGU